AUGAACUUAAGAAAAUCUUUAGUUAAAAAUUUCUGUGCUCCAAAAAUGUGGAUGGUCUUUCUUCUUAUUUGGGGUUACAUCAUGGGGACUCGAUCUGCUACACUAACAUCUCAAAUUCAAAUGGAAGCAAAUGCUAUUUUGGAAAGUGGAUGGUGGAACACUUCUAGUGCACACAUGAACAUCUCUAAUCGAUGCAAUUGGGGUAGCAUAUUUUGCAACAAAGUUGGAAGCAUAAAAGAAAUCAAUAUAGAUUUUGUACCAACAUCGGAUAUUUACUUUGCAACCCUAAAUAUGUCGGUUUUCCACAAUUUAGAAAGCCUUGUUUUGAGGUCAAUUGGACUACGAGGAAAUAUUCCAAAAGAAAUAGGUAUUCUCUCGAAACUCACUCGUCUUGAUCUGUCUGACAACUAUCUUGUAGGUGAGAUACCUUAUUCUUUAAGCAAACUUGUAACAUUAACACACUUGGAUAUCUCUUCCAACAUCCUUCAAAGUUUCAUUCCACAUGAGUUGGGAAUCAUUCAAAAUCUCACUACAUUAAAUCUAUCUUACAAUAGAAUCAAUGGUCAAAUUCCCCAUUCACUAAAAAAUCUAACCAAACUCAUUCAUCUAGAUCUCUCUCACAAUUCUCUUGUAGGUGAGUUACCUUCUUCAAUAGGAAAUCUUAAACAAUUAGAGAAGUUAUAUAUUUCUAACAACAAUUUGGAAGGUUCAAUACCUUAUGAGUUGAGAUUCAUUCAAAAUCUUGUUGCAUUAAAUCUAUCUCAUAACUUCUUUCAUGGGAGUUUUCCUAUUUCUAUCAUAGGAAGUGGACUAACUCAUCUUGAUUUGUCGGGAAACUCUCUUAUAGGUGAUUUACCUCCUUCAAUUGAAAAUCUUAGACAAUUAAAGUACUUAGACAUCUCUUUUAACAAAAUUGAUGGUUCCAUUCCUCUUGAGUGGUGGUUUCUAAAAAAUCUCACAACAUUAAAUCUAUCUAAUAAUAGAAUCAAAGGUGAGAUACUUCCUUCCAUAGAGAAUCUUAGGCAAUUACAAUAUUUAGACAUUUCUAACAACUACAUUCAAGGUUCAAUUCCUUUUGAGCUGAGUUUCUUGAAAAAUCUCACAAAAUUAGAUAUAUCUCACAAUAGAUUCAAUAGUAAUUUUCUCAUUUUCGUUACGAAUCUCACACGCUUAGUAUACCUUGACAUCUCGUAUAAUUUUCUCACUGGUUUCCUCCCAUCCAACUUCGAUCAAAUGACUAAAUUACAAGUGUUGUUGUUAAAUAACAAUUUCUUUGGUGGAAUAUUUCCAAUCUCGCUAACAAAUCUCUCUCAAUUAGAAAUCCUUGACAUAUCCCACAAUUUCCUUCUUGGUCCCCUUCCUUCCAAUUUCUUUGCUUUGACACAUUACAAAACCUCCAUCGACCUUAGUCACAACCUCAUUAGCGGCGAAAUCCCUUUUCAAAUAGGACAUUUUCAACAACUUGUUUUAAGGAAUAAUAAUCUCAAAGGAAAAAUUCCUCAAUCCAUUUGUAAUGUUGCUAGUGUAAAUAUUUCCUACAAUUAUUUGAAUGGUCCCAUUCCAUUUUGUGUUGAUCCUUAUGCAAUAAUAGGUAACAAGGAUGUAUGUACUAACUUUUUAUACAAGAAAGUCCACUUCAAAUUCCACCCUUGUCCACCUCCCAAGAAAAGUAAUAAUAAAGUAAGAAGACAUAUUGUUAUUGCUCUUCCUACCCUUAUUAUUCUACUCCUAGCCUUCUCACUUAUCAUUUGCUUCAAACUUGGACAUGAUUCUACUAAGAAUAAGUCAGAAAAUGCAAAGACAACAAAAAAUGGAGAUUUGUUUUGUAUAUGGAAUUAUGAUGGAAAAAUAGCAUAUGAUGAUAUUAUUAAAGCAACAGAAGACUUUGACAUGAAAUAUUGCAUUGGAAAAGGAACAUAUGGAAGUGUUUACAAAGCACAAUUACAAAGUGGAAAAUUUGUGGCUAUAAAGAAACUCCAAGGUUAUGAAGACGAGGUGCCAACUUCUGAUGAGAGUUUUAGAAAUGAAGUGGAAGUAUUAUUAGAAAUAAAGCAUCGACAUAUUGUAAAGCUUCAUGGAUUUUGCUUGCACAAAAGAAUCAUGUUUUUGAUCUACCAGUACAUGGAAAAUGGAAGCUUGUCAUCUAUCUUAUACGAUGACGUGAAAGGCAAGGAAUUCGAUUGGAAAAAGAGGGUUAGCGUUGUUAAAGGAAUUGCAUUUGGUCUCUCAUAUCUCCAUCAUGAAUGUCCAAAUCCAAUAGUGCACAGAGAUGUUUCUACUAAAAAUAUCUUGCUAAACUCCGAGUGGCAGCCUAGUGUUUCUGAUUUUGGAACAGCUCGAUUCCUUCAACACGAUUCAUCCAAUCAAACAACAGUUUCUGGAACUAUUGGAUAUAUAGCCCCCGAACUUGCCUAUACUACAAUUGUGAGUGAAAAAUGUGAUGUGUAUAGUUUUGGAGUAGUAGCACUUGAAACUUUAGUAGGAAGACACCCUGAAGGUAUAUUGUCAUCACUUCAAUUGGCAUCAACUCAAAACAUGAAGUUGUGUGAUGUAUUAGACAAACGUCUCUUACUUCCAAAUAAUUCCAUAGUUUUACUUGACAUAAUUCAUGUUGCUGUGGUAGCAUUUGCCUGCUUAAAUCUCAAUCCUUGCUAUCGACCAACAAUGAAAUGUGUCUCACAAUGUUUUGUUACUAAGCUCACACCAUUAAAAAUUCCUCUGAGAGAAAUUUCAUUAGAGAAACUCAUGAAUCAAGAUCUCAAAGCAUUAUUUCAUAUUGAGAACCCUUGAAUGCUAAGCUUCAAAACUUAUUAAGUUUGUCUUAUCUAUGCAUAUUUGUUGUUAUUUGGGUAUCUCAAAUGUGUGUAUGUAUAUUUGUAACUUUUCUAUAUUUUUAAUUUAUUAUCUAUAUUUUUAUUUGGGUAUCUGAAUAAAUGAUUGAUUUAAAUAUGGACAGAUAAAUGAUUAACUUUUCAAUGUAAGCCAUAAUGGCUACAGAAUAUGGCUUGAAUUUCUUCUUCUUACUUUUUUAUCAUUUGUUUUUUUUAUUCGUUUAGUUGUAUCAAUUGAUGUCUUUUUUACUUGUGUUCUUACUUUGUAAAUCAAAGUAUACACUAAUUACUCAGUAUUCUUGUGGAAAUAAAUCUGCAGGUAUAUUUGUGAAUUUUUCUCCGACUUUAUUAAAUAAAAUAAAUUUUUUUACGGAACACGUGUCCGCAGGAAUACCUGCGGAUUUGCAGUGAAAAUCUCACUUAUUAGAGUUUGUUAUAGACUAUAAUAGACUAGCCACUUGACCUUACAAUAGAAUUCACCAUUUGAGAAAGAAUAUAGAGGGGUGGAUUG
This is a messenger RNA of Vicia villosa (hairy vetch), 3342 nucleotides long. Its product is annotated as probable leucine-rich repeat receptor-like protein kinase At1g35710. The record is from RefSeq and is a predicted model, not a curated record. NCBI's taxonomy places the organism in Eukaryota, Viridiplantae, Streptophyta, Magnoliopsida, Fabales, Fabaceae. Gene Ontology annotation, molecular function: protein kinase activity; protein binding; ATP binding. Bases 1 to 2790 code for a protein of 929 amino acids. Gene Ontology annotation, biological process: protein phosphorylation. The transcript has 2 exons.